Messenger RNA from Tetrahymena thermophila SB210, 2889 nucleotides. Its product is annotated as endo-1,4-beta-xylanase xylA, putative. The record is from RefSeq and is a predicted model, not a curated record. NCBI's taxonomy places the organism in Eukaryota, Ciliophora, Oligohymenophorea, Hymenostomatida, Tetrahymenidae. The transcript is spliced from 2 exons.
UUUCAUUAAGUUAUAACUCAUAAUAACAAAAUAUUUUACAAAUAAAUAUAUCUACAAUAUAGCCAAUCAAUUUCACGCAAGGAUAACAUUUAAUAUUUUAAAAUUUACUAUAACCAUUCGAUUAUGAACUUUAACAGGGUUAUAUAACCAUAGCUUGGUAUAAAUAAAAUAAAAAAUAUUCAACAAAGUCCAAUUAAAUAUAAUGUUAUAAAUUAGUAGAGUUUACAUUAAAACAUUUAAUAAAAUGGAUAUUUAAUCCAAAAUGGAAGCGUGUAAACGUACUUUACUCCUAUUAAAUAAGCUUAAAAUAGAUCAGUUCCUUAGAUCAAUAUUACACCUGGUCCAAAUAGCUCUGCUCAAACAAUACAAAUGAGUCCAUUUUAAUCAUAUAAUUCUAAGAUACUCACUGCUGCUACAGUAAAAGGGUUAAAUGAAGUAUCUUAAUCUGGAAAUUAAUAAUUUUUAAUUUUUAACUAGUAACAAAAUGCUUAGUUUAUUUAAAAUUAGCAAGAUUAGCAAUCAAACAUCAUGGAAAUUACACGCUAAGUUCCUUAACCUCCUAAAAAUCAUCACUAAAGCAAGCGUAUUUUUGAUGAGGGAGAAUAAAAUAAUACUUCUUAUGGUUCUAAAAUAAGGGCAAACUAAUCUUCUAUAAUAGAAAAUAACACAUCUUUAGGAAACAUUUCGUAAAGAGGAAAUUUGAGAAAUAGUUCCUUCAUUCGUAAUACUCAAUAUGAUAAGGACUAGAAUAUAUCUUAGAAAUAUCCUUACAAUAAUGUCAAACAAAAUGUAAACUCUAAACAGUAUCAAGGUAGUUUUAUUUAAAGGAAUUCUUCUCAUGAGUAGAAUAAUAGAAGCACAUCUUGCAAUUAAGAUGUGAACUAAAAAAAGACAUAAAACGAUUUAAAUCAGCUUAAAAGAAAUCUUGUUUUCGAAAAAAUAAAUAAAUAAUCAUUUGGUAGUUAAUAAAAUGUUAAUGUAUCAAACCCAGUGAUUAAGUAAAGCGAUUUAAUACCUGGAUAAGGUAUUAACAAUAAUCAAUUCAACACUUAGCAGUAAACAAUAAAGAGGAAUAAUAUAUUUGCUACUACCAAUAGUAAUUCAAUUAAAGCAAGUAAUAACACGAGUGGAAGUUUAUUCAUUCUUAAUACUUCUUAGGACUAAGUUUCAAAAGGAAUACCUUCUCCAAGCAACUAUCAAAGUAACGACGUUCUUCAAACAUAACAAAGCUAGAUAUAAAGCCAUAAUGAGCAGGAAAGAUAAAUUAUUAAUAAUAACUUGAAAAUAGAUUUAUCUCAAAAUACUUUAAACGUUGUUAAAUAUACACCAAAGUAGGAAAUUUUUAGCUUUGAAAAUUCUUAAAUAUACAUUGAAGAUUAAGUAGAAACACCACUAGCACCUCACAUGUUUCAGCAUAAUAAUUUUACAUAAAGCAACAUAAACUCUUGUUAAAAUGCAGAUACGUUGAACUUUUUUAGUACAAAUUAAAACGAAUAAAUGUCCAAGGUUUCAAAAGAUAAAAGUAACUAGGAUGAAUUUAAUUCACAUGACUAUAAAGUAUCUCUGUUAGAAGUCACAAAUAAUGAUACAUAUGAAUCAAAUAAAAUAGCAUGUUAGAUAGCUGGGAACAGCAACAAUGAAAAAAAUGUUUAUAUCAAAGAGUUCGACUAAGAAAAGCAGUUAUUUGAUUAACAAACAAACAGAAUUAAUGAACUCUAAGCAGAAAACGUUAUGCUCAGAAACAACCUUUAAGAAAUAAAAGAGAUGUACAAUAAUUCUCAGAUAAACAUUACGAAAUUUUAAAAUACAUAGGAAGAGAACAAUUAACUAAAGAUUUAAAUUUUACAAUUAUAGCUAUAAAACAAAGAAUAUUUGGAUAAAAUCAAAGAUUAUGAAUAAAAAAGUUCUAAUGCUUAUUCUCAAAAUAAUUAUUUCUCUAAUGAAAAUAGCACAAAAGGAGAGAGAAAAUCAUAAAAUUCUCUCAAUGAACAGCUGAGAGAGCUUCAAGAAAAGAAUGAGUUAUUGUCAAAAGAAAAAGUUAGUUUGAUGGAGUUGCUUCUCAACUAAGAAAAACUUUAUAAUCAACUUUCCCAAGAUUUUUUAAAGCAGCAAAACUCAUAGGAAAGUUAAAGAUUUUCAUAGCCAGCAGUAGCACCGUAGAUUCAAAUGCCUCAUCCCAAAUACAUAUAACAAUUAGAAGACCAGGUGAAGUCUUUAGAGAAAAAUAUAGAAACGUUAAAAACAGAAAUUAUAGACAAAGAUAAUUUAAUUUAAUAAAUGUAAUUUGAUCUCAAAGAUUCCUAAAAGCAGCUUGGUCUCUUCACAGAUUAAAUAUUAGUCCUAAAGGAAAAACUUGAAAAAAAAGAUGAUGAUUAAAGGCUACUUCAAUUAGAAAAAGAACUUAUAUCUAUUUAAAAUCAGAACAAAAGCUUAAUAGAAACGAACAGCAAUUUAUAAAAGCAUAUUGAAAUGUUAGAAUAAAUCAAAACAAGUAAACCACCAUAAUAAUUAUAAUAACAAUAACAACAUUAAUAAUAAUAACAAGAAUUUUAACCACCUCAACGUGUUUAAUUAAGUAAAUACUUUGACUAAAACAGAGAAAAUGAGCUUUAAAUAAAACCUUCUUUGGGUGGAUAAGCGUAUUUAAACAGUAACAGCAAUCAUAUCCAUACAAAUUAUUCAGAUAAAACAUACGUUAACAAGCAAAAUUAUGAAAAAUUCAUGUCAAAUGGCAAUAACAAUUUAAACAAUAAAUACCAAAACGCGAAAAAUCAAAAUUAAAUAUUAUUUACAGUAAAUUCAAGUAAAAAGCUUUCAGUUAACAAAAUAGAAGAUUCUUCUUAUAAAGACCCUUACAACUAAAAUAAAUUUUAGAGUUUGUAUAAUUGA